AUGCUUGAGCCUUUAACUUUUCCUGAGCCACCCAAUAUAUUGCUACCAUUUUCUUUUGUGCCAUGGGAAAAUGAAAAAUGCUCUUGCCCACUGUGUGAUCAAAAUUUUGACUUGUCAGUUGGUAAAGAUCUUUUAUUUACCCAUUUAAAAUCGAGCCAUAAAUUAUAUGUAGAAGAUCCUAAUUCCAUAGCCAGCAUUAAAGGGUAUUUUGAUUACUGGAAAAUAAGAUUUUCAGAGCAGCCUUUUUCUUCUUUCUGCACAAUUUUAAAUUUUGAACAAUUAGAAAACGAUAAAUAUUAUGUUCUUUCUGAACUUCAUCCAGAAGAUAGUGCUCUUAGGAAGGGUCUUGCUGCUAAAAGAUUAGUAAUGGCCUGUAGCAAUUCUAAAGUAACUCCCAAAGAUAGAUUUUUUGUGAAACAGUGUUUAUUUUGUAGACAUGUUGAAAAAACUUCUAGGUAUGACUAUUUAACUCAUUUGUCUUAUCAGCAUAAUUUACAAUUAGGAAUACCUGACAAUUUAGUAUUUAUCGAUAAACUUUUAGAUAAAUUAGAAGAAAAAUUAAAUAAAUUGGAAUGCAUAUAUUGUGAACAUAUAUUUAGGGAUCGAUCGAUACUCAAAGAACAUAUGCGUAAAAAAUUUCAUAAAAGGAUAAAUCGUAAAAAUAAAGAAUAUGAUCGCUUUUAUGUAAUUAAUUAUGUAGAAGGAGGCCAUCAUCGUGAAGACAUUGAAGAAUCACAGCCAGAGGAUGCAUGGUCACAAUGGAGGGAAGAAGGGGUUGACUGGUCAGAUUGGUUAGAAGAACCCCCUUCAAUUGUUUGUUUAUUUUGUCCUUUUUCUUGUAAAGAAUGGGAGGAUAUUAUAAAUCACAUGUUUAUUGCCCACAACUUUUCAUAUUAUUCAGUAAUGAAGAAACUCAAUUUUUACGAACAGGUAAAAAUUGUUAACUUUAUUAGAAGAGAAAUUCGUUUUUGUCGCUGUAGUAAUUGCCAAUCAGUAUUUCCCAAUCCAGAUUCAUUACUAGAACAUAUGACGCAAUCAAAUCAUUUCACUCUACCAGAUAGAAAAAAUUGGGAUCAUCCAGAGUAA
Messenger RNA from Pediculus humanus corporis (human body louse), 1086 nucleotides. Its product is annotated as zinc finger protein, putative. The transcript is spliced from 6 exons. The record is from RefSeq and is a predicted model, not a curated record. The coding region runs from base 1 to 1086 and encodes 361 amino acids. NCBI's taxonomy places the organism in Eukaryota, Metazoa, Arthropoda, Insecta, Psocodea, Pediculidae.